Diceros bicornis minor is the source of this 1062-nucleotide messenger RNA. RefSeq names its product glyoxalase I (gene GLO1). The transcript has 6 exons. Bases 56 to 610 code for a protein of 184 amino acids. Gene Ontology annotation, molecular function: metal ion binding; lactoylglutathione lyase activity. NCBI's taxonomy places the organism in Eukaryota, Metazoa, Chordata, Mammalia, Perissodactyla, Rhinocerotidae. The record is from RefSeq and is a predicted model, not a curated record.
AGUGUGGGUGGCUGCUGCGUUCCCGGGGAGCAGUCCGUGAUUCCGCAGUGCGGCCAUGGCAGACCCGCAGCCCGCGUCCAGCGGCCUCAGCGACGAGGGCGCCCUCAGUUGCUGCUCUGACCCGGACCCCAGCACCAAGGACUUUUUGUUCCAGCAGACCAUGCUGCGCAUUAAAGAUCCCAAGAAGUCAUUGGAUUUUUAUACUAGAGUUCUUGGAAUGACGCUACUCCAAAAAUUAGAUUUUCCCACUAUGAAAUUUUCACUCUUUUUCUUGGCUUAUGAGGAUAAAAAGGACAUCCCAAAAGAUAAAGAUGAAAAAGUAGCGUGGGUAUUUUCCAGAAAAGCUGCACUUGAACUGACACACAAUUGGGGCACUGAAAAUGAUGAGACCCAGAGUUACCACAGUGGCAAUUCAGACCCUCGAGGAUUUGGUCACAUUGGAAUUGCUGUUCCUGAUGUACAUGCUGCUUGUAAAAGGUUUGAAGAACUAGGAGUCAAGUUUGUGAAGAAACCUGAUGAUGGUAAAAUGAAAGGCCUGGCAUUUAUUCAAGAUCCUGAUGGCUACUGGAUUGAAAUUUUGAAUCCUAACAAUAUGGCAACUAUUAUUUAGUUCUGUGAGAAUACUGUUUUGAGAUUUCAGUGAAGACAUUAUGGGAGGUCAAAAAGGAAACAAUGUGAUUCAGGAUAUUCAGAUGACAGAAGCAUCUAGGGCUGAUGGAUCAUGUCCCAAUUCAAAUUACUUUUCAGUCCUUUUUCCUUUCCUAUUUCAGCUGUUUUUCACCUAACUGUUCAGUCAUUCUAGUUUUAAAGCAGUGCUUUGUCUUAUGUCCUUGAAUGUAGUUGUAUAACUUUACUUUUUUAGGUAAUAGUUAGAACAGUUCCCUUCAGAAGCUGCAUUUGCCUUCUAUCUCCUAAAUAUGACUUCUUUACAAGUCUGCCUUUGAGUCAUCAUUUUCAAAAAUAACAUUUAAAAUGUUUUUGUUGUAGUUACCUUCUGGGGUUUCAGUUCCUCAGAAAUAACUUUGCACAAUGGAAAGUAAAGAACACUGAACAAAAAUGAAA